Messenger RNA from Conger conger (European conger), 4880 nucleotides. Its product is annotated as membrane-associated phosphatidylinositol transfer protein 2-like. Lineage: Eukaryota; Metazoa; Chordata; Actinopteri; Anguilliformes; Congridae. The transcript is spliced from 27 exons. The record is from RefSeq and is a predicted model, not a curated record. Gene Ontology annotation, molecular function: phosphatidylcholine binding; phosphatidylinositol transfer activity; metal ion binding. Gene Ontology annotation, cellular component: cytoplasm. Bases 786 to 4880 code for a protein of 1364 amino acids. Gene Ontology annotation, biological process: phospholipid transport.
AUGGCUUGCGAGAUAACUACCGAGCUAACUUCGUUUUUAAGAUAGCGAGCACCCUCCCAACAUCAUCGCCUACUUUGCCACCAAACCGAUAGUCAGAAGAACUGCGGCCCCAGGCCGGUCCGCGUCGUAAAAGAGCAUAUACAGUCUGGAGGAGCAAUCUGUGGACCUGAAUCUUAAUCUGCAGUGGUACAGAACGGCGAUACUCUCGCAAGUCAAGGACGAAGCUAGCAAAACUGCGUGGGCUUCCCUCUGCUGUUGCACACGUUGUCAAUUUACUGCUUUGCCAGCCAUCUAGAACAUUUCUGAAGGCUUUCGUGUUUUUCAGGCAGCUAAGAGAAGUCAGAUGCAUCGUGUUCAGACCUUUAUCGGCUUAGGCUAGCCAGAACUCCUCUCCUGACGCGUGCGUUUCUCAUGAAACGUUCAGCGCCUGUGAAACGGCACCGAAACGACGGAACGGGAGCCUGGACAUGAUUUGCAACCCCUGUUAUUUACAUUCAUACGUGAAUGCCAUUGCUGGUUUGCCACACUCGGGAUGCUCGGUAACGUUUCGUUAUAAAACAUUCGCACAGCGAUAACGGGAUUACGAGAACGAUUGUGACAAAAUACCACCCCGGGGUGCUGCAGAUGAACUUUGAUUUGCGGGGCUGGAUGUCAUCGUUCCAGAUGUUGUGUUUGAUGGCAGCACAGUGUUUCCUCCAUGAGGUCUACGGCGGCCGUUUGACCAAGCGCAGCUAGGAGCCUCCUCUCCCCCUCCCCUCUCUCCCGCCGGGGGGAUUCUGGUCGCCAUGCUGAUCAAGGAGUACCGCAUCCCCAUGCCCAUGAGCGUGGAGGAGUACCGCAUCGCCCAGCUCUACAUGAUACAGAAGAAGAGCCGGGAGGAGACGUGUGGGGAGGGCAGCGGCGUGGAGAUCCUGGAGAACCGGCCGUACGCAGACGGGCCCGGUGGGGCGGGGCAGUACACACACAAGGUGUACCACAUCGGCAUGCACAUCCCCAGCUGGUUCCGCUCCAUCCUGCCCAAAGCUGCCCUGCGCGUGGAGGAGGAGUCCUGGAACGCCUACCCCUACACCCGCACACGGUACACCUGUCCCUUUGUGGAGAAGUUCUCCAUCGACAUUGAAACAUACUACAAGCCUGACCCAGGGAACCAGGUGGACGUCUUCAACAUGUCGUCUGCGGAGCGGAGGCAGAGGAGUCUGGACCCGAUUGACAUCGUGAAGGACCCAAUCCCGCCGCACGAGUACAAGGCGGAGGAGGACCCUCGGCUGUACCAGUCGGUGAAGACGCAGCGGGGGCCUCUGACCGACGACUGGAUCGAGGAGUUCAACAGCGACCCGGCCAAAGCCCCGAUCAUGUGCGCCUACAAGCUCUGCAAGGUGGAGUUCCGCUACUGGGGCAUGCAGUCCAAGAUCGAGCGCUUCAUCCACGACGUAGGCCUGAGGAAGGUGAUGGUGAGGGCACACAGGCAGGCCUGGUGCUGGCAGGAUGAGUGGUGCGGCCUGACCAUGGAGGACAUCAGGCAGCUGGAGCUGGAGACGCAGCUGAUGCUGGCGCAGAAGAUGGCGCAGUACUGCGCGGACGAGGGCCUGGAGCCCACGGGGGCGGACCCCGCCUCCCCGGCCCGCCAGCAGGGGGCGCAGGACGCUCAGGAGGCCAUCGCCGCCAUGGAGGCGCAGGAGGCGGCGCCCCCCGGUGGCCCGGGGGACUCGCUGCAGGCCCGAGGAGUGCUCACCAAGCAGUGGUCCACCUCCUCGCGCUCCUCACGCUCCUCCAAGAGAGGAGGGAGCCCCUCCCGCCACAGCGUGUCAGAGUGGAGGAUGCAGAGCAUCGCCCGGGACUCUGAGGACAGCGAGGACGACCAGUUCUUCGACGCGCACGAGGAUCUCUCCGAUACCGAGGAGGUGUUUCCCAAGGAGAUCACCAAAUGGAGCUCCAACGACCUCAUGGACAAGAUCGAGGCCACGGACACAGAAGAGGCUCAAGGAGAGCUGUACCAGGAAUCGGCCGGGGACUACGCGGUGAACGAGGGGGGGGGCAGACUCCAUGAGAUGAGCGGCUACGCUAGCAGCCCAAUCCCCAGCGUCAUGGUAACCAGCCCCACGGCAGACGGCUCUUCCCAUGAUGCCUUGCAGCCGUGUAAGAUCCACGUCCUGCUCCUGGUGCUGCACGGCGGGACCAUCCUGGACUCGGGGGGAGGCGACCAGAGCAGCAAGCAGGGCGAUGUGAACACGCUCAGCGGGGCGUUCGAGGCGGUCAUGCGCGUGCACUACCCCGCAGCGCUGGGCCGAAUCGCCAUCCGCCUCGUGCCCUGCCCUGCCAUCUGCACCGAGGCCUUCUCCCUGGUGUCCAACCUGAGCCCGUACAGCUAUGAUGAAGGCUGCCUGUCUAACAGCCAGGACCACAUCCCGCUGGCCGCUCUGCCCCUAUUGGCCACCUCCUCCCCACUGUACCAGGACGCCGUGGCAACGGUCAUCAUGCGGGCCAAUCAGGUGUACGGAGACUUCCUCCGGUCCCUGGAGGGCGCCACCUUCUCUGGACAGGUGUGUUUGAUUGGCGACUGUGUGGGCGGGAUCCUGGGGUUUGACGCUCUGUGCAACAGCGGCCAGACGGUGUCGGAGAGCCAGAGCAGCAGCCGCCGCGGCAGUGUGGUGAGCGUACAGGAUAAUGACCUACUGUCUCCGGGGAUGGUGAAUAACCUGGAGGGCAGCCAGCACCUGAGCCGUAGUAACAUCGACAUCCCCCGCUCCUCCGGCCCCGACGACCCCAAAAAGCCCCCGCCCCGCAAGCGCAGCGACUCCUCCACCUACGAGCUGGACACCAUCAAGCAGCACCAGGCCUUCCUGUCCAGCCUCCACUGCAGCGUCAUGCGGAAUGACCCGGGCUCCCGGCGGUCCAGCAGCAGCACCAUGCUGGAGGCCGGGUGUCUGGGGAAGCUGGAUUUCGAGGUGGCUGACUUCUUCCUGUUCGGAUCCCCGCUCGGCCUGGUCCUCGCACUGCGGAAGACCGUCAUCCCCGUCCUGGAUGUGGCCCAGCUGCGCCCUGCGUGCCAGCAGGUGUAUAACCUCUUCCACCCGGCCGACCCCUCGGCCUGCCGCCUGGAGCCCCUCCUGGAGAAGAAGUUCCACCUGCUGGCGCCCUUCAGCGUGCCCCGCUACCAGCGCUUCCCCCUGGGAGACGGCAACUCCGCCCUGCUGGUGGAGACGGUCCAGAACAGCCCUCAGCUCCUGUCAGAGGGCGGGGCCCACUUCUCCCGCUGCUCUGAUGUCGUUGGCGAGACCAGCAUCGCCGUGCCCGUCCUACACUGGGCCCAGCCCGGCCCACAGGACUCAGAUGUUGUUCAGUCUCUCGGUGGUGUGUUGGUGGACAGUUCAUACCCCUCCUCCCCCGUUACGGGUGUCCGUUGCCGGGGGCCGAGGAGAGCCAGUGAGGUCAGCAUUGCCAGCCAGGUCUCAGGAAUGGCAGACACUUACACUGCCUCCAACAUAGUCAACAUCGCGGCCCGUUGGUGGGGCACUAAGCGCAUGGACUUUGCCCUGUACUGCCCCGACGCCCUGACGGCCUUCCCCACCGUGGCCCUGCCCCACCUCUUCCACGCCUCCUACUGGGAGUCCACUGACGUGGUGUCCUUCCUGCUGCGCCAGGUCAUGAGGCAUGAGAACUCCAGCAUCUUGGAGCUGGAUGGUAAGGAGGUGUCGGAGUUCACGCCCUCCAAACCGCGCGAGAAAUGGCUGAGGAAGAGGACCCACGUCAAGAUCCGGAACGUGACGGCCAAUCACAGAGUGAACGACGCGGUGUUCACGGAGGACGGGCAGCAGAUGGUCACCGGCCGCUUCAUGUACGGCCCGCUGGACAUGGUCACCCUCACUGGGGAGAAGGUGGACAUUCAUAUAAUGACCCAGCCUCCGUCUGGUGAGUGGGUGUACUUUGACACGGAGCUGACCAAUAGCAGCGGCCGGAUUUCCUAUGUCAUUCCCGACAGCAAGCGACUGGGUAUCGGGGUCUACCCGGUCAAGAUGGUGGUCAGGGGAGACCACACCUUUGCGGAUAGCUACCUGACGGUGUUGCCGUGGGCAACAGAGUUUGUGGUGUUCAGUAUUGACGGCUCUUUCGCCGCCAGUGUGUCCAUCAUGGGGAGCGACCCGAAGGUCCGGGCGGGAGCCGUGGAUGUGGUCCGGCACUGGCAGGACCUGGGGUACCUGAUCAUCUACGUGACGGGCCGGCCGGACAUGCAGAAGCAGCGCGUGGUGGCCUGGCUGUCCCAGCACAACUUCCCCCACGGCGUGGUGUCCUUCUGCGACGGGCUGGUGCACGACCCCCUGCGCCACAAGACCAACUUCCUGAAGAGCCUCAUCUGUGAGGCUCACAUGAAGGUGUUUGCCGGCUAUGGUUCCACGAAAGACAUCUCUGUGUACUCGUCCAUCGGCCUGUCUCCCUCUCACAUCUACAUCGUGGGACGUCCCACCAAGAAGAUGCAGCACCAGUGUCAGUUCAUCACGGACGGCUACGCGGCGCACCUGUCCCAGCUGGAGUUCGGGCAGCGGUCGCGGCCGGCGAAGAGCAGCAGCGGCCGCAUGGUCCUGCGCAAGGGCAGCUUCGGCCUGGGCUCCAACGGCGACUUCCUGCGCAAGCGCAACCACCUGCUGCGCACCAUCUCCUCCCAGCCCGCCGCGCCCGGCCCCGCCCACGGCCACGCCCGGCCGGAGCGCACGCAGAGCCAGUCCGAGAGCGAGAGGGAGCGCGUGGAGCGGGGCGCCCAGCGCAGCAUGAGCAUCGCCGCCAGCUGCUGGAGCCGCAGCGGGAGCACCAAGCUGGAGCCUGGGGGGGGCGUCCUGAGGGGGGGGGGCGCCCUGCGGGGCGGGGCCGGCCUGCCUCACAAGUAG